AUGAUUCACCUCCGCGCAGAAGUAGUCCUCUGCCCUCGCCCCGCAUGCAACGCCGCCUCCCCUCUGCUGCAUGAUCCGUUCACAUGCAAGUCUGGCGCCCCACCCACGUCGCCUCCACCUGCUUGCUACUUUGACACCCGCUCCGUUUGCCGAAACCCCGAGCUUCAUUUAGUUGAAGUCCCCCAAAAGUACAGCGGCAGCGGAGACGGAGUGACCACGGCCGCCAUCACCUACCUUCUUCAACCGACCCCCAAAAGACCCCUAUAUUCCGGCCCAGCUAAGCACCAAGCCCGACGACCCGACUCAGCCCCAAGCCCCGACCUAGUCCUACGACCCGACUCAGCCCCAAGCCCGACCCCUACCACCCGACUCAGCCCCAAGCCCCGACCUAGUCCUACGACCCGACUCAGCCCCAAGCCCCGACCUCCUACCACCCGACUCAGCCCCAAGCCCGACCUAACCACCACCCGACUCAGCCCCAAGCCCCGACCUAGCCUACGACCCGACUCAGCCCCAAGCCCCGACCUACCUACCACCCGACUCACCCCAAGCCCCGACCUACCCCAGCCCCGACCUAACCCUAGCCCCAACCUUCAUUACCCGACGGCCCCAAGCCCGACCAACCCUACCACCCGACUCAGCCCAAGCCCGACCCACCCUACCAACCGACUUAGCCCCAAGCCCCACCUAACCCUACCACCCGACUCAGCCCCAAGCCCCGACCCAGCCCGACACCUCCGACACCCGACUCAGCCCAAGCCCCAAGCCCCGACCGAACCCUACCACCCGACUCAGCCCCAAGCCCCCGACCGAAACCCUACCACCCGACUCAGCCCCAAGCCCCCGACCGAACCCUACCACCCGACUCAGCCCCAAACCCCGACCCCAGCCCGACGACCCGACCCAGCCCUCAGCUCCACUUCUCACUUCUCGGACCUGCGAGUAACAUCCAUCAUCUCCCGAGCGGUGUGA
This is a messenger RNA of Penaeus vannamei (Pacific white shrimp), 972 nucleotides long. The record is from RefSeq and is a predicted model, not a curated record. Lineage: Eukaryota; Metazoa; Arthropoda; Malacostraca; Decapoda; Penaeidae.